Messenger RNA from Trematosphaeria pertusa, 841 nucleotides. RefSeq lists its product as uncharacterized. The record is from RefSeq and is a predicted model, not a curated record. Gene Ontology annotation, molecular function: GTPase activity; GTP binding. Gene Ontology annotation, biological process: small GTPase-mediated signal transduction. NCBI's taxonomy places the organism in Eukaryota, Fungi, Ascomycota, Dothideomycetes, Pleosporales, Trematosphaeriaceae. The coding region runs from base 144 to 743 and encodes 199 amino acids. The transcript has 4 exons.
GCCAAUCUACGCCGACUUAUACGCCGACUUUCCCUGCUGUUUCCGUCUUACCGCCCUAAGGCCAUAUUUCUACACCUGGCCCCCGAAACAAGCACGUUUGUCAGAAACCCGGAUACCUAAAGCGCGGCCGACAGACUGCCAACAUGGUGGUUGCUACAAUCAAGUGCGUCGUCGUCGGCGACGGUGCGGUCGGCAAAACAUGCCUCCUAAUCAGCUACACGACCAACAAAUUCCCGUCGGAAUACGUUCCCACGGUGUUUGACAACUAUGCGGUCACCGUAAUGAUCGGUGACGAGCCAUAUACCUUAGGUCUUUUUGAUACUGCCGGUCAAGAGGAUUACGACCGACUCCGCCCCCUCUCGUACCCCCAGACCGACGUCUUCCUUGUCUGCUUCUCCGUUACAUCGCCAGCUUCGUUCGAGAACGUCCGGGAGAAGUGGUUCCCCGAGGUCCAUCAUCACUGCCCUGGAGUGCCAUGUCUGAUUGUGGGCACACAGGUGGAUUUGAGAGAAGAUGCAUCGGUCAAGGAAAAGCUGGCGAAGCAGCGGAUGUCACCGGUGAGGCGAGAAGACGGCGAACGCAUGGCAAAGGAGCUGGGUGCCGUGAAGUAUGUGGAAUGCUCUGCUUUGACACAGUACAAGCUGAAAGACGUGUUCGACGAGGCAAUCGUGGCAGCGCUUGAGCCCCCGGCGCAGAAAAGAGACAAGAGAGAUAGGAAGAGGGGAGUUUGCAUUGUUCUCUAGAGGCUGAGCAUGAAUGGUGCUUCGAUUCUAAAACCAACUUUUACAAGCCAGGCGUGAUUUUUGGGAUACCUGUGGAUUGCCGGCGCCAUGUGGGUAGC